AACUAGGCAGCAGUGUGAGAUCUUUGGUAUCCAUGGGAGCGUCUGUGGGAGCAGUAACAAAACAGACCCUGUUCCCUCCUCUCAUGCCUGCAGGGAGACCCUUCCGUGUGUCCAACGCCUCCCGGAGCAGCCGGAAGGGAAUCGUUGCAAGCAGCCUACAAGAGCUCAUCAGCAAGACUUUAGAUGCAUUCCUUAUAUCUGCUGGAAUAGUCACUCUGGUGUUGGAGGAAGAUGGCACGGUCGUGGACACAGAAGAGUUCUUCAGGUCCCUGGAUGAUAAUACACACUUCAUGGUUCUAGAACAAGGACAGAAAUGGACACAAACAAGAAAUGGAGUGGCCACCGUGAGGCGCAAGAAGAAGAUGGGAGUAGCCAAUGUCACCUUUGAUCUGUACAAGCUGAACCCAAAGGAUUUCAUUGGCUGCUUAAACAUCAAGGCAACUUUCUAUGAGAUCUACUCUGUCUCCUAUGACAUCAAAUGCAUGGGGGCAAAAAGCGUUCUGCGGAAGGUGCUUCAGCUGAUGUCCCACGCAGCACAAAUAACUGGACAGUUCCUUCUCUACACUGGGACGUACAUGCUGCAGCUGAUGGGGGAGUAUGAUGAAGAUGGCUCCUGCACGAGGCCAAGGCGUGAGCAGUGA
Merops nubicus (carmine bee-eater) is the source of this 641-nucleotide messenger RNA. It is a transcript of the gene CIDEA, whose product is annotated as cell death-inducing DFFA-like effector a. Lineage: Eukaryota; Metazoa; Chordata; Aves; Coraciiformes; Meropidae. The annotation marks the transcript as partial. The transcript is spliced from 5 exons. The record is from RefSeq and is a predicted model, not a curated record. Gene Ontology annotation, biological process: lipid storage; regulation of apoptotic process; apoptotic process. Gene Ontology annotation, cellular component: lipid droplet.